UCACUAUCAGGACUCUUAUUUCUUAUCAGGAGAGCUGUCAUUGCCGCUCUAGCUCUCCGGCCCGCCCCUUCAACUGCCGCGAAAGGAGGCAAUUAUGGAGCUCGACAAUGACACCCGUGGCUGGAUUAUGACCGCCUUGAGUGGAAUAGCAUGCAUUAUUGGCGCCUCCAUCAUUUGCGUCGACAUCUUGAUCAGGCUAAUACCCAGUCAAAGAAACUUCAGAAUUCAAGACAGUAACGCCUUUCUCUCGUGCUCCUUCAGCUUGACGUUUGGCCUCAUGCUGUUUCUGUCCUUGUUUAGCGUGCUCGGCUCAGCAAAGAGCUCUCUCCAAAAGGGCGGUUUUUCGUUGAAAGGCGCGGCCUGGACCUUGAUCGCCUGCUUUCUAGCCGGCGUUAUUGGCAUUCAAUGGGUGUCAAAUAUACUACACCGUUUUAUGCCAACUCAUGUUGUGGAUUGCGACCACACCCACGAUGAGGAGGCGCCAGCUGACGACCACGACCACGACAAAGCCGGACCGGCGAGAGACCAUAGUCAUGGCUCUCACGAUCACUAUCACGACAGCGCAGUCAGCUUUGAAGCGUCAUCGCAAGGCGAGAUGUUUGAAAGACCGCACCGCGAGGCCGUACGCAGACCAUCCUUUCCAGCUCAGUUGACGCACAAAGUGUCGCAAAUCAUGUCCAGCUCCAAAGCCAAGUGCGAUGAGGUCGGGCCGUGUUAUGGCUAUUCAGAUCCUUGUGGGAUAGAUUGCUUCAAGAUUGUUCACGCAAGAGGAGGAAUCAGGAUACCGCCUGGUGCUCUCUCUAAGGCACCAGGUUUGGUACGAAGCGCUACCACAAGCACGCCUCACCACACAAUUGUAGGAGAGCGACAGCCACUACUGCAGCAUGUGGAUGCGGAUCUAUCGGCUUCUAGCCAAUCCUUGCUGUCUGACACCGGCUACAACACACUUUCAAGACCUGACCCUGCAACACACGUUAACGGCAACGGCAAUCGCUCGACCAAACCCCAUAGCACUCACUCCAGUAUCAGCCAUCACUACGACGAGCACGAACAUGACCACCACGACCACGGACCGAAUCACCACCACCACGGCCCUCCCGACCCCAACCAUCACCACCAUCACGUCCCCACCAACGCCUUCUUGUCCGUGGGCCUGCAAACCUCAAUUGCGAUUGCGCUGCACAAGCUGCCUGAGGGCUUCAUCACGUAUGCCACCAACCAUGCUAACCCGCAACUUGGGCUUUCCGUCUUCCUUGCCCUCUUCAUUCACAACAUCGUUGAGGGCUUCGCCAUGGCUCUGCCCCUCUAUCUCGCUGUCAACAGCCGCUGGAAGGCCAUGUUCUGGAGCAGCUUGCUUGGCGGCGUCAGCCAGCCUCUUGGUGCCGGCAUCGCCGCCCUCUGGUUCAAGGCUGCCGGCCGAAGCGGCUUCGCCCAGCCCAGCGAGGCCGUCUAUGGCGGCAUGUUUGCCGUGACUGCUGGCAUCAUGGCCUCGGUCGCCCUGCAGCUCUUUACGGAGGCUAUGGACCUCACGCAUAACCGCCGGAUGUGCAUGAUUUUCGCGUUUAUUGGAAUGGGCAUCUUGGGAGCCAGUUCGGCAUUGACGGCCUAAUUUGAGUGUAAGUAUGUAGUGCGGAGCAAGGCCGCUUUUCUUGUUUAUGUGGGUUUGAAUGUAGUAUUUCGGUUAUACAUAGGCGCGGCCUGAGACAAACAGAUUGGGGCAUACACGAUUGAUUUCUCUUUGGCAUAAGACUGUAAAUUCCCUAUUCACCUGAAGCGUAGCUUAUUCUACGAAUGUUUUUUUGUGGUAGCAGAACCAUAACCAUCGUUGGCGAAGGAAAGAUUAAUCAGUCACUGAGGGC
Messenger RNA from Aplosporella prunicola CBS 121167, 1859 nucleotides. RefSeq lists its product as uncharacterized. NCBI's taxonomy places the organism in Eukaryota, Fungi, Ascomycota, Dothideomycetes, Botryosphaeriales, Aplosporellaceae. The transcript has 5 exons. Gene Ontology annotation, molecular function: zinc ion transmembrane transporter activity. The record is from RefSeq and is a predicted model, not a curated record. Gene Ontology annotation, cellular component: membrane. The coding region runs from base 95 to 1609 and encodes 504 amino acids. Gene Ontology annotation, biological process: zinc ion transmembrane transport.